Argiope bruennichi is the source of this 5241-nucleotide messenger RNA. RefSeq lists its product as uncharacterized. Lineage: Eukaryota; Metazoa; Arthropoda; Arachnida; Araneae; Araneidae. Bases 294 to 4781 code for a protein of 1495 amino acids. The record is from RefSeq and is a predicted model, not a curated record. Gene Ontology annotation, cellular component: intracellular anatomical structure. The transcript is spliced from 6 exons. Gene Ontology annotation, molecular function: zinc ion binding; RNA binding.
CCGAAACUAAAGUCGGCGCUUACUUGAACGUAUUGUAAACUUCGAGAAACGUUGGAAUGCAAGUUGAAUUGCAAAUUUUGAACGGUUUUCAAAAGAGCCAAAUAUUUGAAUACCAUGAAAGUACAAGAAAUAUAUGAGAAUAUCAAUCUAAAACUUUUCCACAGCUUACUAUCAAUGUAUUCUUGAAUAUGAAGUGAAAGUUUUCAUUAUAUGGAAGUCAAGAAUAAUUAUAGUUUGCCUUCUCAUAUAGUUGCACAUUUAAUGAUUUAAAUUGCCAAACACUUUUCCUAAAUAUGAAUAUGCAGCGACUUAAUUCAUCUUUUGAUGUUGUUUUGCAGUAUAGACAGGAAAUAGAUAAGCUUUCUGAAGUAUGCAUAACAAAACUUUAUUCCGAAAUAGAAAAGAAGAAGAACAUAUUGAUGGAACCAAAAUAUUCUAAAUAUUUGGAACAACAUAUAUAUAAUUUGUCAUUACAGUUAAAACAGUUUGAAAAAGUUAUUAGUAGUUUAAAAGCUCGACUAUCUUCUGUUUGUACCUCAGGGCUUGCAGAUGCCAUUCAGUGCUCAGGAAAGAUUCAAAAUGAACUUUUGUAUGAAUGCAAAUUAUUUGAAAAUUUCUUUCAAGCUUAUGCAUUUUGUGAUGAUGUAAUACAUUAUUUAAAAGACAAUGGAGUGACUAUCAUUGUUGCAGACAGUUCCUUUUGUUUUAACAUGGUUUUACCACCUUUAAUCCAAGUUAUGUUCCCACAAAAAUCUGUCAUAUCUUGUGAAAAUUGUGAUAUUUUGAAACUGAGACUUAGUAAUUGGUUAUCUAAUUUUUUGGGAGAAAAAAUUAAUACAAAUUUAUUUAAUGAAAAAGAACUUGCUAAUGACAUGUUGUGUCUUAGUGAAAAACAAUUGCUUAAUUACUUUGUAGAUAGUAGAUUUGUUGUUAAGCAAGCAGUUGUUAUUUUUAAUGUUCCCUUGGUGAGAUCAAUUGAAUCUGAUCUUUUGCUUUCAUAUCUUCGAGAUAUGAUUGUGGCCAAUAAAGGUUCAAGAUUGAUUUUAUUAAUAUCACCUCAUGCAGAUUUAAAGAAUUAUAAAAAAUAUUUCUCUAAAAUAAGAAGUGGUGUUCAGGUAUUGAAAACACCUUGCAUUUCUUUUCCUGUCAAAACUGUUUGGAAAAAGAACUCUUUAACUCCUUCAGAAGACUAUGUUUCUGAGGUUAAUCAUACUAUCACGAGUAUCCUUGCACUGCAUGAUUUUGGUGACAUUUUAGCAUUUCUUCCAGAUUUUAAUGAUUUGAAACAAGCUGAGGAAAUGCUGAGGAAACAAUUAAAAAAAUUUCAUUAUAAUGAUGUAGAGUAUUUUUUAAUUUAUGAAAAUGCCUCUUAUAAUUUAUACAAUAAUCUCUUGUUUAGUUCAAAAAGAAAAGUUUUUCUUACAACUGACUGUUCUGAGGCAACUAUUUAUCCAUCUGUGAAAUUCAUUGUUGAUAGUGGCAUUAGAAAAUCUAUGUUUUAUGACUAUUCAUUAAAAAAGGAGGCUUUAAAAAAUACUUUUAUUUCCUGCCCAAAAGCUAAGCUGCGAAAAAAUAUGGCAGGGAAAUUUGAUAGUGGAAUUUGUUAUAGAAUCUAUAACAAGGAGAAUUAUAUCAUGGAUAUGCCAAAAAAAGAUUGCCCAGAAAUGUUAAGACUGAAUCCCACCAAUACUUUAAUUAAAAUAAUCCAAUAUAGAUCUGGCAAAACCUUGCAGUUUGUAGAAUUCUUUCCAAAUCAUAUUUUACAUGAUGUAGUAAAUGAUCUACAAAAGUAUGAGGCCGUUAAAGGUAAUAGUUUAACUCCAAUGGGAAAAGAUAUGGGUAAGCUACCUUUUCAGUUAAAAUAUUCAAAAUUAAUUCUAUUAGCUUUGAAAAAAGGAUUUGCUUUUGAAUCAGUGGUGCUUGUUGCAUUCUUCUGCAAUAAACAAAGAAUUUUUUUCCGUACUGGAAAUGAAAUGCAGCAAAAAUUGAUUGAUGCUAUGAAACUUCAAUUAACUGUAAAUGAGAGUGAUACCUUUUUGUAUCUUUCCAUUUAUAAGGGCUGGAUAGAAAAUAAUUUAAGCUCUGAUUGGUGUAAAAAACAUUUUAUUAAUCCAAUUACCAUGAAAAAAAUACAUUCUUUUGUGAUAGAAAUUUGUAAUAUUGUAUAUAAUUGCCUUGGAAAAAAAAUUAUUUUGGAGUUUUCAGACUUUCAAAAUUAUUAUUUGGACUUUACUGAAAUCCUGUUUGAAUGUUUUUAUUCUGAUUUAUGUGUUUAUACAGGCCAUUUAAAAAGUGGUUAUAGAAUUUUAUCAUCUUCUCUCUUAGCUUCUAUUCAUCCAGAAUCGGUGAUUUAUCAAACUGAAAGUAAGCCACAGUUUAUUCUUUAUGAUAAAAUGAUUUGUAACAAGACAGUCAUGUUAUUUCAUAUUACAGUUGUGCCUAUUGAUAUAAUUAUGAAGGCACUAAUGAAUGGUAUGCUACCAUAUAAAAAUGAAGACUUAUUUGAUGCAACACUAACAUGCAGGACAAUUGAGCCUGUUGGAGAAGAACUGAUGAAUGAUUUGUUGCUUGGCCCAGAUGGAAAAAAGCUGAGAAAAAUUGAAGAAAGCAUUAAAAAGGAAUGUGGUAGUGAUUUGAUUUUUUUAGAAGUGUCUAUAAAUAAAGGAUGUGUUUAUGUUUAUGCAUUACCAGAUUACAUUGAUUUUGCCCAGUGUUUAGUUCAGGAUAUUUUGAAAAGUAAAUUUGAUGGUAUAUUAAGUGAGAAUCAGUUGGAAAUUUUGGAACUUAAAUAUAAUCAAAAUAAAAUUUGUUUUGAAAUAAAUUGGUCUAAAGGCGGUAUAGCUACAAAUCUGUAUCAAAAAUCUCAAGCUGAAAUAUUGAAUACUUUUUAUCAAGAUCAGACUGACAUAGACAUUUUAGAUAAUAUCACUGAUGUCCAAUAUUAUCCUUAUCAAUUAUUUAUUGCUUGGAUAAGGCGUCCUUGUUCUGGAAAAGGUUAUGUUAAUUUUAAUUCUGCAGAACAUUUCAGGAUUGCACGUAAAUUAGCUUUGAGAAGGAUUAGAAUUUUUGGAUGUGAUAUAUUCAUUCAAGCUAGUAACAAAAGGGAAAACCAGUUAUACAUUACAGGUUUGCCACCUGAAACAAAUGCUAAAAAGUUAAAACAAGAACUACAGCUUUUAAUACCUGAUUCCUUGAUUGAUAGCAUUGAAUUAGAAUAUAAGCCUCCAUUUACAAUGACAGAGGAUGAUAUAAUUGCAUUAAGAUCAAUGAUAACUGAUGUAUGUAAAGAAUUUACUGUUCUUGGUGAUUUUGAUGUGACUGUUCCAAAGCCAAAUCCCAAAGAUCUUGAUAUGAUACUCUAUAUUGAUAUGCUUGAUAAUGAAGCAUUGACUUUGAUAGCUGAGGUAUUGUCUGGCAUUGUUGUAAAAAAUAAGAAAUUCUUAUCUAAAAUUCUUUAUAACCUUGUUGUUAAAUGCAAUAAAGAACUUUGUAAAGUUCUAAAGCAUGCUUUCAUUGCUGAAUUGGAACAGGUCAAACAGUAUAUUAAAAAUUUUUCUGAAAAUGAUGAUAAUUUAGAAAUUGGUUUCAGUAUUGAUUUAGAGAGUGAAGAGAAAGCAUUGAUUAAAUUAUCAUCAAAUAAUAAUGAAAUAUUGUCUUUUUUGCAUAGGAAAGUUAAUGAUUUAUUAGCAGGAGAUAUGUUAAGUUCAGAAACAAUCAAGGAUUUAGAAAAUAUUUUUUUCUAUGGUGGGCAAGUAUGGCUUAAGAAUUUAGAACAAGCUGAAAAUGUACAUAUUGUGGUAGAUAAUAAAAUGAAAACACUUACUUUAUAUGGAUCUCAUGCUGCCUGCGAUAAAGCUAAAUACCAAAUUGCCCUGUUUCUUGAAGAUGCUGAAAACCAUGCGAUGCAGACUAUUUCUCUAACUACAGAAUUAAAUAGUAGUAUGUUAUUAAAAGCAAUCAUCAAAAGAUAUGGUGUGAAUUUGGAUAAUUUUAUUCAAUCUUGUGAUCUACAUUCAGCUACCUUGGAUAUUAAAGCACAUCUGCUACUUGUUCGAGGCAGUGCAAAAAGUAUUGAAAAAGCAGAAGAGUGUAUUAAGGCAUUAUCUAAUGAAUUAGAUAUAGUCAUCCCUGAUGUGGAACAGUCGCAUGAAAUCUGCCCAGUUUGUGUCUGUCCAGCAUAUAAUUUAACUUUUCGUCUUGAACACUGUGGGCAUUUAUAUUGUCUUGAAUGCAUACAAGCUCUAGUUGAACAAGCACAGUUUCCUCUUCGUUGUUGUGCUGAAAAUUGCUCUAAAGACAUAGUCGUAAAAGAUAUCAGGAAAAUUCUGAAAGAUGAUUCUGUUAAGAUCAAGACUUUACUUGAAAAAUCCAUGAAGGAUUAUCUUGAAAGGAACCGAGAGAAUAUUUUUUAUUGUCCAGCCCCUGACUGUUCAAUGUUUUUUUAUAAAAAGGAAUUAUCAGAUAAAGUGAACUGCCCUCUUUGUAAAAAUGACAUUUGUACCAAGUGCAAUGUCAUAUAUCACGGAGGAUAUACUUGUGAUAUGUAUCAGAAUUCAAAGAAAGACCCAGACUAUUCAUUUAAGGUAUGGCAAAAAUCUACUGUGCAAUGUAAGCAAUGUCCAAGAUGCAAAACUGCUAUUGAAAAAAUUGCUGGAUGUAACCGUAUGACAUGUAGUUCUUGUAAUGGAACAUUCUGUUGGAUAUGUUUGCAAGCAUUUGCCAGUGAUAAUGAAGUUUAUAAUCACAUACAUUCUGUUCAUAGAGGAAUGUUAUUUAUUUAAAAUAAUAUUUAAUAGUCAUAUCUGAAAAGUUAUUAAAAUAAUAAUAAAUGAUACCUUGCCGAAAGCCUUUUAUAAUGAAUUAUUUUUUCAUAAAUUUUAAAGCUUUAUAAAGAAUAAUUCAUUAUGAAUUAGUCAUGUGAAUUAUGACAUGAAAAUCUGAUUAAUCCACAUGCAUGUCUAUGUUCAUACAAUAGUUAAAUAUAAAUAUAUAGCUUACAAAUAAUUCUGAACUUGCAUAUAUUGGAACAAUUUUUCUUAAUUUGUUAUUCAGCAUAAUUAUAUUAAUUUUUAAAAAAAUUGAGCGAUUUGAUAAAUUUGUCUUUCAGGUGUGGCAGAAAACUACUACUCAGUGUAAGCAAUGUCCAAAAUGCAAAACAGCAAUUGAAAAAAUUGCUGGAUGCAACCACAUGACCUGUGUUUCUUGCAAGGGAUCUUUUGAUUGGGUGCGUCAAGGAAUUGC